Penicillium soppii is the source of this 792-nucleotide messenger RNA. RefSeq lists its product as uncharacterized. The record is from RefSeq and is a predicted model, not a curated record. NCBI's taxonomy places the organism in Eukaryota, Fungi, Ascomycota, Eurotiomycetes, Eurotiales, Aspergillaceae. The transcript is spliced from 2 exons. The coding region runs from base 1 to 792 and encodes 263 amino acids.
AUGUGGACAUCCUCGGGCGGCAAGUGGCACCUUCGUCGCCAAGGCGAGAAGGUGACCCACCCGUUUGAUGGCCGACUAGCCACCGACAGCGACUCCGAAACACCGCCCAGCUAUAUCGAGUUGUCGACGAUUUCUCGGAAGGAAUGGGAGCAAAUGAUCCGCUCAGGUGUGCGGUCUCGUUUGGUGGGGGAGGAAGAAGCUGUGCGACAGGUCAGAAACAGGGCGAUACAGAACGCACGCAAGCAGGGCUCGCUUGCUAGGACUGACCAGAUCGUUCGCCAGCAAACGAAUACAGGAAUCCUCGCCGGGAAUCAAGGCGAGACGGAAAUCCUUGCCGGAAACCAGGGCAAGAAGGACCCUCAAAAGGAUCCCAUCGAGACGAUGGAAGGGACCGACGAUACCGAGUCCAGGGAACCUGCGCAACAAGCAGAUGAGAUCCGGAAUGUGAUCGAGGAAGCCGAUAAGGAGGUGAUGCCACCGAGUAUCGGCCAAGACGGCGAUGGCCCGGAAGCUCAGUAUAGCUUCAGGCAUCGUAAAGGAAAUCCCAUCGAGAUGAUGGAAGGGCAAAACGACUUGCCAGAAGAGAUCCCCAUCGAUACAGUGAUGGAAGGGACCGAGGAUGCCAAACAAGAGUCCAGGAAGCCUGCCCAACAAGCAGAUGAGAUCCGGGAUAGGAUCGAGGAAGCCGAUGAGGUGAUACCACCAGACAUCGGCCAGAAUGACGAUAGCCAGGAAGCUCCGUACAGCUUCAGGCAUCGCAGGAGGUGGCCGCCAGGGAUGGUGAGAAACUAG